Molecule: messenger RNA, 339 nt
Organism: Helobdella robusta
Lineage: Eukaryota; Metazoa; Annelida; Clitellata; Rhynchobdellida; Glossiphoniidae
Exons: 3
Coding region: 1-339 (112 amino acids)
Source: RefSeq, a predicted model, not a curated record
AUGAAUGACUUGAAAUGUUUUGUUGCGUGUGUGUGUUUGUGUCUGUGUUUGUCUGGCUCACUCGAUACAAACAACAAUCUCUCCAUUGAAUCUAACAACGACAAUGACAGCAACAACAGCAAUUUCAGCAUAAACAACAACAACUACAUCAACAUCUACAACAACAACUUCAACAACAACAACAUCAACAACAACAUUCUCAGCAUCAUCAAAAACAACCACAUUAUCAGGUACAACAACGUCAGCAACAACAACAACAUCAGUAGCAACAACAACAACAGCAGCAACAACAACAUCAACAGCAGCAACAUCAACAGCAACCACUGUAGCCACAACUAG